CUCUCCAUCGUCACUCAAAUCGAGAGCAGAGUAAUCCGCGAGGACGACAGCCAGUGUACCAAAAUCAAAUACUCCAAACCCUCAACGGAAGCAAUUGAGAUUCUCAAACUCUUCGGGAACUGGAAGAUGCUUUUAAUCGCGCCGGCGGCCUGGGCGUCCAAUUUCUUCUACACCUACCAGCUCAACAACGUGAACGCCGCGAAAUUCAACGUCAGGACGCGCGGAUUGAACAAUGUGUUCUACUGGGGAGCGCAGAUGGUGGGCGCGUUUGCAAUCGGGCAGGUGCUGGAUUUCAGCUGCAAGAGCAAGAAGAACAGGGGGUUUCUAGGGAUUGCGAUUGUAGGGGUGAUGGGUACCGCGAUUUGGGGCGGCGAAAAAGGUCGGCCCUCCAUUGACCGGGAUGGUCGUCUGGUUAUCAGGUUGGGUGUCGAUCUGGAAUGUUUGCGUGUGAUCUUCUGGUGA
Linum tenue is the source of this 462-nucleotide messenger RNA. Lineage: Eukaryota; Viridiplantae; Streptophyta; Magnoliopsida; Malpighiales; Linaceae. The record is from the annotation of a GenBank genome assembly.